This is a messenger RNA of Macrosiphum euphorbiae (potato aphid), 372 nucleotides long. The record is from the annotation of a GenBank genome assembly. Lineage: Eukaryota; Metazoa; Arthropoda; Insecta; Hemiptera; Aphididae.
AUGGACGCCAGGUACUUGGGAUCUACAAAAUGUAGGCAGUCGUUUAAUCGUUCCAAUGAAGUUCGCUCUCUGAUCGGUUGGCUGGACUUGGCCGUUGACCUCAAGAUCGCGAAUGUCUGGUCUCCGUCUCAGCGAGGACAUGCAACGAGUUUCCGGUCGUCACCCGAGCUGACCAUUGACUCGCCCGUGUACCACCUGCAGGUAGUAAAGAUCACCUCACCGCCGGUCCCUGCACCUGCAGUUUACAUGACUCCGGAGGUAGAGGCCUACGUAGAAACGCCAAGAUCCCUGCGACGUUAUGGUCCUUCAUUGACCGACGCUUUGGACUUGGCCGUCGAUCGGAGGAUCGCUGCUGUCAGGCUACCGCUGUGA